ACAAAGAGCAAGAAACUGUGACGUAAUUCCCUUGGCUUGAAUUUGUGAUCCUUGUAAGCUAGCGUUUUGUUUUUGUAUGUAACCUUUUUAAGAAAGAGGAGUCUAAUCGAGUCUUAAGUGUUGGAUAGAUAACUAGGUUAAGUCAUGACCGAACAGAACAACGGGAACGCCGCUGUGGAGGGCGUCGUGGACCUGGAUGAGCCCAAGAAGAUGACCCGGGAGGACUGGAGGAAGAAGAAGGAACUUGAGGAACAGAGAAAGCUGGGAAACGCUCCAGCUGAGGUGGACGAGGAGGGCAAGGACAUAAACCCGCACAUCCCUCAGUAUAUUUCCUCCGUGCCGUGGUAUAUUGACCCAUCCAAAAGGCCCACACUUAAACAUCAGAGACCACAGAGGGAACUUCAAGAAAAUUAUUCUGCCAUUGGAGAAUGGUAUAAAAGAGGAGUGCAAGAGAACACUCUUGCUACAAAAUUCCGCAAGGGUGCCUGUGAAAACUGUGGCGCAAUGACACACAAGAAGAAAGAUUGUUUGGAGCGACCUAGAAAAGUCGGGGCAAAGUUCACAGGUACAGGUAUCGCACCAGAUGAACAUUCUCAGGUGCAACUCAAACUGGAUUACGACGGAAAGAGAGAUCGUUGGAAUGGCUACGACCCAGAGGAACACCAGCGCAUAGUGGAGGAGUAUGCCAAAGUGGAUUUGGCCAAAAGGACACUGAAGGCUCACAAGCUUCAGGAUGAGUUGGCUUCAGGGAAGCUAGACCAAUCGGAGCGGGAACAUGACAGCGAGGAUGAGGAUGAAGAUAAAUACGCAGAUGAUAUCGACAUGCCCGGUCAAAACUUCGACUCCAAGAGACGAAUCACUGUCCGGAAUUUGCGUAUCAGGGAAGACACAGCUAAAUAUUUGAGGAAUCUGGAUCCAAACUCUGCCUACUAUGAUCCCAAAACCCGCGCAAUGAGAGAAAACCCGUACUCCAGCACUGGCAUGAACCCCGAUGAAGUGGGAUAUGCUGGAGACAACUUUGCCCGCUAUAGUGGUGACACCAUCACCAUGGCUCAAACACAAAUGUUCGCUUGGGAAGCCUACGAGAGGGGCUCUGAAGUGCAUCUGCAAGCUGACCCCACCAAGCUGGAGCUGCUUCAUCGGUCCUUUAAGGUCAAGAAAGAAGACUUCAAAGAGCAACAGAGGGAGAGCAUCCUGGAGAGGUAUGGAGGCCAGGAGCACUUGGACGCACCCCCGCGGGAGUUGCUGUUGGCUCAGACCGAAGACUACGUGGAGUACUCUCGUCAUGGCGCCGUCCUGAAAGGUCUCGAGAAAGCUGUGGCUCGCUCCAAGUAUGAAGAAGACGUACUCAUCAACAAUCACACCUGUAUUUGGGGCUCCUACUGGAAGGAUGGCUUCUGGGGAUACAAGUGCUGCCACUCCAUGGUCAAACAAAGUUACUGCACAGGAGAUGCUUGCAUUGGAAUUAGCAACUCUGAGUGUGUUCCGUUCGAAGACGGUGUGAAUGAAAUGCAAGAGGAAGAGCAGCCCAAGACUCUGCUGGAGAUGCACCAAGAAAAAAUGAAAGAGAAGAAAAAGAAAAAGAAGUAUAAAAAGAAUAAGAAGCACGUCAGCAGCGACAACAGUGAUUCAGAGGAUGAAGAGAAAAAGAAAGAGAAGCUGAAGAAGGCUCUGGAAGCAGAAGACAAGCGUGUGAAGCAUGUGGAAGCAAUGAUGCAGCUGGACGAAAGGAAGAGGCCGUACCACAGCCUGCAGGAAGUCAAGGCCCCCACUGAGGAGGAGAUCGAGGCCUUCCGCAUGAAACGCUGUCGGCCAGAUGAUCCUAUGGCUUCCUUUCUUGGACAGUGACGUCUCCCUCUUCUCCGCUGCUGCCCCCGCAAAACUUUCGCCUGGAGCUUUGCCGGAGCUGUUGCUCAGUGAAACAGUGUCUCACACAAUACACUCAAAUUCAGUCUCACAAACGACCGCACGUGAUUGGGCAUUUCCAGGACUAUGGAAGACACAUUUUCUUUCUUUUUAACUAGAUUGCAUUCAUACAAAACUGCCCCCACAGUAACUACAGUCAAAUAAAAAUAAUUAUAGUGUUAUGCUUUUUUUUCUAAUAAAACGACUUUGCUG
Hippocampus comes (tiger tail seahorse) is the source of this 2118-nucleotide messenger RNA. RefSeq names its product SLU7 homolog, splicing factor (gene slu7). The coding region runs from base 145 to 1848 and encodes 567 amino acids. Lineage: Eukaryota; Metazoa; Chordata; Actinopteri; Syngnathiformes; Syngnathidae. Gene Ontology annotation, cellular component: spliceosomal complex. Gene Ontology annotation, biological process: mRNA splicing, via spliceosome. The record is from RefSeq and is a predicted model, not a curated record. Gene Ontology annotation, molecular function: pre-mRNA 3'-splice site binding. The transcript has 15 exons.